ACCUUGGAGGCUUCCCCGCCUCCCCUUUCCCCCCGCCAGGGCUCCACCGUGCAGCCACAUAAAUAGAGGGGCGGGCGGGCCGUGGGGCAGGAGCGGGGCUGCCUCCCAAGGGAUCCCAGCGCAUCCCCAGCGCAUCUCAGCACUUCCAAACGAAUCCCAGAGAAUCCCAGCUCCCGUCCCACCCUGCAGAACCAUGGCUCUCCCCGCCGCCCUUCUCCUGUGGCUCGCCUUGCUCCUGCUCCCCAGCGCGGCCCCAAAACCCACCUGCGACCCCAGCGCCUGCCCGCCGUGCCCCGAGGGGGACCCGGAGGUGACAGCCACCCCCGGGGUCACCGGCUGCUGUCCCCCGUGCCCGCUGCCCUGCUCCUGCCCGCCCUACCUGGAGAGCGACUGCGAGAUGCAAGGAUUCCCCGGCGGCCGCGUCCCCGCCGGCCGCUCCUUCUACAUCGACUUCGCCCGCCGGCUGUGCACCUGCGGGCCCGGCGGGGACAUCGCCUGCAGCCCGCUCUGCCCCCGGCCCGAGCCCGCCUGCCGCGCCCUGGGCAGCCCGGUGGCCGACGGCUGUCCCCGCUGUGUGUGCUACGACCCGGAGGGGAUGGCGGUGCCCGCCGGCUCCUCCGUGCGCCGCGGCUCCCGGGAGUGCCGGUGCCCUGCCCUGGGCGGGGAGCUGCUGUGCGGAGAGCCCGGUACCGAGGAGUGAAGCUCUCCUUCCCCCUGGCUGUCUCCGGCAGCAAAACCUUCCUGGGCUUUGGGGCAUCCUCGCUGAGAGGCUUUCAGAGGAACGAUGGGUUUUGUCUUUACAACCUGUGGGGCUGUUGGUAGAUAAAACUAGCGCUGAGAGAUGAGAGAAACUGGGGAGGGAGGGGGUUCUGCUGAUUGAUGAAUGGGAUUCCACUGAUUGAUUAAUGGAAAAAGAGAUUUGCUUUUAUGGAUAAGCUUUAGGGUUGCUGGUAAAUGAAAUUGGGCGUUGAAAGGUGAAAGAAGCAAUGGGGAAGAAAACCCCCUAAAUUCCGUAAGAAUUAAAAAUUAAAAGGGAGGGCUGUACAUUAGAGGGAAUUCUCUGGUAUCAGGCAUUCUGGGCAGUCUGUACCUCUCAAGUACCUCAGAAAUGGGGAAGGAGAGAAGGGAAAUGUGAGGCUGGGAAAUUGGGAUAAAAAGGAGGCUGUGUCCUCCAAAAAUCUGAAAGACCCCAGGGCAAUGCCCCAUGGCCUCUCCCUUUAUUCCAAUAAAGUAAAAGGACUCCUCUGUCUCCUUUUUGGACCCUUUGAACAGCUUCAAAGGAUCCCUGAAGACCUGGGGGUUGCUCCCCUCUGGACAGGGGGGAUGCCACAUUCUCUGUCAUUUGUAGGCCGGGGCAAAGUGUCUGCAGGGGGGGAGCUUGCUUGCCUGUGAGGUUUGUUCCACAAACUGCAGCUAGCGUGUAACUGGAGCAAACACAGCUGUUUAUUUAUUUGGAAGGUGAUUCUGCUUUUGUAUGUGUUUGUGUUUAUAUAGGCUGUUUAUAUUAAACUUGCUGGAUGAACUUC
Molecule: messenger RNA, 1526 nt
Organism: Haemorhous mexicanus (house finch)
Lineage: Eukaryota; Metazoa; Chordata; Aves; Passeriformes; Fringillidae
Product: fibulin-2-like
Exons: 2
Coding region: 194-700 (168 amino acids)
Source: RefSeq, a predicted model, not a curated record